Messenger RNA from Plectropomus leopardus (leopard coralgrouper), 1364 nucleotides. It is a transcript of the gene unc50, whose product is annotated as unc-50 homolog (C. elegans). The record is from RefSeq and is a predicted model, not a curated record. Gene Ontology annotation, cellular component: Golgi membrane. Lineage: Eukaryota; Metazoa; Chordata; Actinopteri; Perciformes; Serranidae.
UUCGCGACACUUCAGGAAGCAUCCACAAACAGCUCCAGAAACGAGCAGGAGUUUGGUGCUUUCUCCUGCUAAGGAGUACAGCAAAAAGAGCACCAUGUUGCCAACCACCAACAGCAACGGCGCCCUCGGUUCUAGAGAUGCUGCACGCCACACGGCAGGCGCAAAACGCUACAAGUACCUGCGGCGGCUGCUCCAUUUCAAACAAAUGGAUUUCGAUUUUGCCCUGUGGCAGAUGCUUUACUUGUUCACGUCGCCACAGAGGGUCUACCGCAACUUCCACUACAGGAAACAGACCAAGGACCAGUGGGCCAGGGACGACCCGGCUUUCCUGGUCCUGCUCAGCAUUUGGCUGUGUGUGUCAACAAUAGGUUUUGGUCUGGUGCUGGACAUGGGAGUGGUGGAGACUCUGAAGCUGCUGCUGUGGGUGGUCUUUGUCGACUGUAUAGGAGUCGGUCUGCUCAUAUCAACCCUCAUGUGGAUCAUCAGUAACAAGUACCUUCUGAAACAUCCCAGCAGAAACUUUGAUGUGGAGUGGGGCUACGCAUUUGAUGUUCACCUCAAUGCCUUCUACCCUCUUCUUGUCAUCCUGCAUUUCCUGCAGCUCGUCUUUAUUAACCAUGUGGUGGUGAUAAACUCCGACUGGUUCGUGGGAUACUUUGUCGGGAACACUUUGUGGCUGAUUGCCAUUAGUUAUUAUCUCUACAUCACUUUCUUAGGGUACAACGCUCUCCCCUUCCUGAAGAACACCGUGGUGCUGCUCUACCCCUUUGCUCUGCUCGGCCUCAUAUACGUCCUCUCCGUCUCUCUGGGCUGGAAUUUCACUCAGGGUCUCUGCUGGUUUUACAAGUACAGAGUCCAGUAGGACCAGUUUUUCUUUGACAUGGACAUCAGGUGGCUCCUGGCUGAUUUAAGAGCUGUUUUCAACUCACAUCAAGGUGAAAUCAAAUCUUUUUCCAGCUUCUGUAGGUCAACAUCUGCUUGGGAAGGACUCUGGUUGACUCUCAGUAAACUGGGACGCUGAGCUUUUGCUCUUAUUAAUGUUUGGCUCUUGUUUUGAGCUUCACAGUCGGAUGAGUUACAGAAACGGGGACAGACGAGGCAGACUUUUAUUGUUCUUUUUGUAUGAUUUGUAAAUAGUAUUCUGGCAGGUUGUAAUAUAUAAACAGAUGAUUGUGUCUGAAGAGAAAAAUUUGCUUUGUUUCUUUGAGUUUUCUUAAAAAAUGACUAAAAAAAAAAUCUAACUCUGCUUAUUGAAGAGAAAAAAGGAAAGUGGAGGAACAUUGGGUGGGAACUUUUUUUCCCUUUUCUUUUUUUCUUAAAGUGUACACUCCAGAGCACUUUCAAUAAAAGGUUUUAUUAAUUUA